AUGGUGAAUAAACUUCUGGUUGCAGAGUCCCUCGUGGUCUUUUGCAUCGUCCUAAGUAUUCAUUCUGUAGUGUGGGAUCGCUAUUCCUGGUGCACCCUAGCCUUGGCUGUACAGGCUUUUUAUGUGCAGCACAAAUGGGAUCGAUUGCUGCAGAGUGGUGGAGCAGUGUUCCAGUUUCGAUCUUCUGCCAACAGUGGACUCCUUCCAGCCAGUAUGAUCAUCCCUUUGCUUGGCAUUGUGAUGAGGGAGAGGUGUAAGACCUCCGGCAACGUCUACUUUGAAAGGUUUGGGGUGGUCGUAUCCGCCACCGGAAUGGCCUUGGCCUAUUUCCUAUCCAUAAUUGCACUGGGUAUUACUAAACCUGUGCCGAAAAAAAACACCUGCAUAGUGUCUGGAGCCACUGGUUGUGCGGUACUAUAUACUAUGAAGAAUUCUUUGGCCGUAUCAGAAAUUAUCGAAGUUCUGGAGGUGCUCCUCAUCUUCGUGUAUCUCAGCAUGAUUAUCCUUUAUUUGCUACCACGGUGCUUCACUCCUGGAGAGGCCCUUAUUAUCCUUGGUGGCCUCAGCUUCGUCCUCAACCAGCUUAUCAAGCGUUCUUUGAAUGCAAUGGGUGGAAAGGGAGAUCCUGUUGAUUACCUCCUGCUGGUGACUUUGGUUGCUUUGGUCCUGCUAGGCAUUAUUUUUUCAGCCUUGUUCUUUUUCAUGGACUCCACAACGUGGACCUCGUCUUUGUUUUUCUACAUGAUGACUGCCGUUUUAGGUCUGGGAGUCUUUGUGCCCUGGCUGCAGUACCUCAUCAAGAGACAUCCACUCUUCUGGCUGGUGGAGUUUCUGGUUCAGAGCAAAACACGACUGUAUCUCCUAGUCUUCUGGACAUUCCUCGUUCUUGUUGCUUGUGGAGUUGUUCUAUUUCAAAAUUCAAAAAGAUCCACAGACUCCAAAAAGCCACAAGUCUCCACCAUAACCCGCAAGUACUUUCAUUUUCUUGCAGUGGUUGUCUACAUUCCUGGAGUCAUGUACGAUCGUCCUUUACUGUAUGUGGCUGCAGUGGUAUGCUUAGCCGUCUUUGUGCUAUUGGAAUAUGUUCGCUUCUUCCGUAUCAAGCCACUUGGACAGGCCUUACGGACUCUCCUGACACUGUUCCUGGAUGAGCGGGAUAGUGGUCCACUGAUCCUGUCACACAUUUGCCUUCUCUUGGGGAUGUCUCUACCAGUUUGGCUCUUUCCAAGACUCUGUGCAUCAUCUCUUUCUGGCCCCUCUACCUUGCUCCCUUAUUGUGGCAUUCUGGCAGUGGGAGUUGGUGACACUAUAGCUUCUGUCUGUGGCAGCUCAAUGGGAGAAAUUAAGUGGCCUGGUACGAAGAAGACAUUUGAGGGGACUGUCAUGUCCAUCUUUGCCCAGAUCAUCGCAGUGGCCCUUAUCCUUAUAUUUGAUAGCAGUGUGAACAUUAACACUGGUUACAUCUGGUUAGUGGGAUCCAUCACAUUGGUGUCACUGCUAGAAGCUUUUACUACCCAAAUAGACAACUUGAUUCUGCCACUUUACCUGCAUAUCAUGUUUAUGGUCUGA
This is a messenger RNA of Staurois parvus, 1569 nucleotides long. The record is from the annotation of a GenBank genome assembly. NCBI's taxonomy places the organism in Eukaryota, Metazoa, Chordata, Amphibia, Anura, Ranidae.